AUGUCUCGCGAGGAACAGACUAACGCUAGUAACAAUGCUACAACUAUCAAAACCAAUGCCAAUAAUUCGACGUCAAGUCAUUCACAAAAAGGAAUUACAACUUCAUAUAAGGAGACGACGCGUGAGAACAUAACAAUAAUCAACAAAACUACAAUAGCAAGCUCGAAAGCUGACUCGAGUCAAGAGGGAAAAGGUAGACGACAAUUACAACAGCAGCAGCAACGGGACAUUAGUGGUAGUGAAAAAGACAUUUCAAAGACUAUUAUCGACAACAAUAGUAAUUGUUCAUCUGAAGAUGUUACUACUAAAAUUGUAGACAUUAGUGGGGCAAGUUUAAUUAAAGGGAAUAACACUAUAAUAGUUGAUCAAGAAAAUCAUCGGGAAGGUAAUCAACAGCAACGAACAACAAAAAAUUCAAAUUCUCGAAAUUCGCUUGUUUCUCCCACGAGUCAACAACGUCCUCAACAACCAUCACCAACAAAUAGUAGCAGCGGAAGUAAUACUACUUCAAACAAGAUAGCUCCGGCCUUUGGUCCAUCUGUAUCUUUUCAAUACUAUCCCACUAAUCCUCAAUAUUUCCCUGGAAGUGCACCAUAUUUCUUUGAUCCAAGAUUUCCUCGACCUCCACAUAUUUCUCCCUUACCUCCAAACAAUCAGCCUGCUUUUGUUCGCUCAAAUGUUUAUCCUUAUCCCACUCUUCCUGUCAUUCCUCAGCUUCAUCCUCCUCCCUCUUUCCAAAGUCCUACACCUUCUACUCUCAUGACACCGCCACAUCCACACAACACUACAAGGUAUCUAAAUCCGAGUAGUGCUGCUGGUGGUGAUUCCGGAUUCUCUUCUCGUCGAAGCUCUCUUGAUCAAAUUCGAAUCCCUACUCCUGUUCUUGGUCCACAGCCUUCUCCUAGAAUACACCAAAAGAAACCAAAACAGCUAGAUAAGGCAUUAUGGGUGGGUAAUUUGCCUGAUUCAACCACUCAUGAGGAAUUACAAGAAUUCUUUGCUGAUGAAAACAUGGAGAGUGUAUUUCUCAUUAAAAAAUCAAAUUGCGCUUUUGUAAACUAUAAAACUCAUGAGGCGGUUGUGGAAGCCGAGAAAAAAUACAAUGAUGCAGAAUUCAAAGAUAUUAAGUUGGUGUGUCGGCCGAGGAAGAAUAAUCCUUCUGACUUCAAAAAUAAAAUCGAUGCAUUACCUGCUAUCACGUCAGAAAGCACGCCACCGUUUACUCCCUCAGAAGCGGGAUCAACCACUUCUUCGUCGGCAAGAUCUCAUAGGUCGUCUUUACCACCACCAAGGCAGCGCUUUGGUCCCACAUCGCAUGCAUCUAUGUCUCCCGCUUCUUCAGUAUCAUCCAAUAAGCCUUCACCUCCAAAUAGAUAUUUCAUUUUGAAAUCAUUAACCCAAGAUGAUUUGGACAUCUCUGUUGAGAGUGGUGUAUGGGCCACUCAACCGCAUAAUGAGACUUUUUUGAAUAAAGCCUUCAAGAGCGCGGAAAAUGUAUAUCUUAUCUUUAGUGCAAAUAAAAGCGGUGAAUUUUAUGGCUAUGCCAGAAUGGCAAGUCCCAUAAACAAAGAAACGACCGAAUCUAUUCAAUGGACACCUGUUGACGAAGUUACAUUAGCCGCGUCAUCCUCAAGACCUUCUGUACAAGAAGAAGUACAAUCAAAGCUUAAAAAAUCCGAAGAUGAUAGUGAAGAUUGCGACGAAGAUGGUGUACCUUCUAGAAAUUGGGGAACAGCAUUCAAAGUUGAAUGGAUAAAAGUACAAAAGCUUCCGUUCAUUCGUACUCGACAUCUUAGAAACCCAUGGAAUGCUAAUCGAGAAGUGAAAAUUAGCCGAGAUGGAACUGAAGUAGAGCCAGCUGUUGGUGCAAAAUUACUUUCCGAAUUUCAUAAUAGCCCUCCAUUGACCUAUGCUACUAUGACUGGGCCAUUAUUAGCUCAGCCUCUUAAUCUUGAAGCUACUAAUAUCGAAGGUCAAGAAAGGCAAAUUUCUUCACCAUCGGGAACAUCAUCAUCCUUACAAGGCCCUAUACCGCCAAUGAUGGAUAUUAAUUAUAUGCAAAACCCCCAACCUGCAUUCUUUCCGCCGCCUCCACCGGGGCAUCAUUACUGGCAUCCACAACCCAUUUUGAUGCCUUCAUAUGGCACUGGACCGACUCCUCCAGGAUAUGUUCCUGGUUCUGUAGCGGCGCCACGCCCUUUACAAGCUGGUGGAAUUGUUGCAAAUCCUAACUUGUCACCUAUGUUGCCCAUUGAUCAACAACAACAACAAUACGUGGAGGCACCGGUACCACCACACCAUCCUAAUCAUUAUCAACCAACUCAUACACUUUCGCACCCUCCGCAUCAUUUCCAAUCUUCACCAAUAUCACAAACAUAUUACAGACCUGAGGAGAAUCGUGUUGAUAAUCAGAUUUCUUAUCAGCCACAACAACAGUCCUCUUCGCAGCAAUCACAAUCAUCACAAGUCAACAAUAAUGAAAUCGAAUCAUCUGUCUUGCUUGAAUCCAGCAGUGUAUAA
This is a messenger RNA of Ambispora leptoticha, 2520 nucleotides long. The record is from the annotation of a GenBank genome assembly. NCBI's taxonomy places the organism in Eukaryota, Fungi, Glomeromycota, Glomeromycetes, Archaeosporales, Ambisporaceae.